Solea solea (common sole) is the source of this 599-nucleotide messenger RNA. It is a transcript of the gene urahb, whose product is annotated as urate (5-hydroxyiso-) hydrolase b. NCBI's taxonomy places the organism in Eukaryota, Metazoa, Chordata, Actinopteri, Pleuronectiformes, Soleidae. Gene Ontology annotation, molecular function: hydroxyisourate hydrolase activity. Gene Ontology annotation, biological process: purine nucleobase metabolic process. The record is from RefSeq and is a predicted model, not a curated record. Bases 240 to 599 code for a protein of 119 amino acids. The transcript is spliced from 4 exons.
UUCUCUAACAUCAGAAUACAUAGAAUUCCGGAACUGGAUUAUGAUUCACCAGUAUUCGAGUGUUCUGAAGACCAACUGGGACCAACAUUAAAGCCUUAUCUCUGUCUCUCUUUUUCUUGUUAUCGUUCUCAUUUUCUGCACUCCUGCAUGUCGCUGUUAUUAUGACUCUACUCUUUAUUUUUCCUGCACAGGGUGCUUUUCAAAGUUGCCAGUUGUGACUGUAACAGUGACAGAUAUCCAUGGCUGCAGCAGUGUCCAGCCCUCUGACCACUCAUGUGCUGAACACAGGAGAUGGCAUCCCAGCAUCCAAGAUGGCUGUCACUCUGCAUCGACUCGACUCUGAACUGAAGAUCUGGAACAUGCUGGGAGUCGGGACAACGAAUGAAGACGGCCGCUGCUCAGGACUCAUCAGCCAAGAAGCUUUCACUUCUGGCAUGUACAAGCUGCGCUUUGAGACUGGUUCAUACUGGGAGAGUCGCGGCCAGACCUCCUUCUUUCCCUAUGUAGAGGUUGUGUUCAUCAUCACAGACCCUGGGCAGAGAUUCCACCUUCCUCUGCUUAUGAGUCGGUUUUCCUACAGCACCUACAGAGGAAGCUGA